AUGCCGUCCCUGUCGGAGCAGCUGCAGGAUGCACGGAGUCGAGCUGAGGUGUGCCUGUACUCUGGGGGCAGGGUGGUGGAGGUGCGCACUGGGGUGAUGGCUUUGGCUAACCUGCCCUUACCACCGUGCUCCAAAUACCGCCACAUUGCUGCAGAGACCAUGGUCAUAGAGAACAGCUUCGGCAACAACAGGAAAGAGACCCUCGCAUCUCUUCAGCGCUUGUCUACAGCGUUAAACAUACUAGAAAAGUAUGGCUGCAACCUGACGAAUCCCAACAGACCAAAAUACUGGAGGACCGUGAAGCACAACAACCCAGUGUUCAGGGCCACCGUCGAUGCUAUCCAGGGAGGACGAGCAGUGCUGUAUCUCUAUGGUUACUCCAAUCAGCAGCCAGAUGGGCUCAGCUUCCCUGAUGAUGUCAACGAUCCUGAUGUGGGGAGAGUUGCUGCAGUAACGCUAGAAGUGAUGAGCCUGAGGAUGGAACUAGAAAUGCUUAUCAAGGAGGCUCAUCCGCACCCUGAGUUCUACGAGAGAAUCAUUCCUACGCUGAGACAUAAGGACGUGGGUCUAAACACGGAUGCUGUGGUCUACACCAGCCCCUCCAAUCCAGGUCACUCAGACAGCCAGACCAAGUCUUUAGCCCUCCCCCUGCACCAUCGCUCCAUCAGGGAGAGCAGGCAUGGCCAUUCCCUCACCACCAACCCCCAAGGUCUGAGGUCCAUCCAGGUCUUUUCCACCUCAUCAGCUAAGCAUCCAGAGAACUGCACUAUCUGUGGAAUAUUCCGUAUCUCCACCCACUGCCUCACCUGCGUCCAGGGCCUCUGCUCAGAGUGUGACCGGCUGUACCACUCCUACCCUGAGAGGGCCAACCACCGGCGCACCGCGGUCACAUCCAGGAACAGGAGCAGUCACAGGUCUUCCACGUGGUGCUGCCUCUACUGCACUAAAGUCAACUCGGUCCAGUUUGUGCUGUGUGAGGACUGUGAGCAUCCUCGACUAGAACCCGCCAGCUUUAAGGCGAAUGACUGUCAGCCUGCCACCAUCUCUGAGUGGCAGUGCAAAAGCUGCACCAUGGUCAACGCAGCCAGCAGUGUUCUAUGCGAAGUGUGUGAAAGACCUCGUUUGGCCACACGCCCUCCAGUGACCUCUUCACACCCACCAGUCACCCCCCCGAGACCACCAGCACCAGUACUGGGGAUGCCCGGUGACCCCGACAGCCAGUGGGUGUGCCAGUUCUGCACCUAUCUGAACUACUCUCCGGCUACAGUGUGUGAGAUGUGUGACCUGGCCCGUCCAGAGCCGGCGCCGCUGCCUGUGAAGCUCCGCCCUCCCUCUCCUGUCAGACGGGUCCCUGCCCUGUCAAUUAAACCCAAAGAGGUUGCCCCUGCAGACCUGGACUCCUGGAGGCAGAAGCUGAUGAAAGAGGAAGGGCUAAAGCUAAUUCAGCUAAUCAGAGAUGGGGAGAAGAAAGGAGUGAGUCCAGAGGAGGUGUACACCAGCAUGAGGGUUGCUGGGGACCGCAGCAACCUGCCCUGCAAGUGGCUGAAGACAGAGCUUCCUCUGCUGUUAGACCAGAUCAGGAUGCUGGUGGCCACAUCCUCGGUUCAGCCUGUUUCUGACAAGACUGCACCAGAGCACACAACCAAGUCACGUGAAAGUCCCGCUGAAGAUGCCGGGAAGGAGUUAGAGCUGACAGAAACAGAGAGCGUGGUCCAGCUGUCCAGAGCAGAGGCCAAGCAGGCCUGGCUCAUAGCAGGAGGCGACACUGAGCGAGCUGCCAGACAGGCUCUGAGAGACAGACUCACCAAGGUAAAGGAAUUGUGCACGCUCGGCUUCAGUGAUGAAGCUCAGUGUCACGAGGUCUUGAGGCAGAGCGGUGGUGAGGUGAGAGGGGCCCUGGCCCUGCUGCAGCGACCCCUGCUGGAACCUUUCCACAAAUGCAUUUGGAGCGACACGCCUGAGCCUCCUGUAGACAUCAAUCACCCUGACAAACAGCGCAUAUGUCGGCGGCUCCUGGCAGUGUAUGACCUUCCCAGCUGGGGGCGCUGUGAGCUGGCUCUGUCCCUGCUUCUGGAGCACAGCGCCCCCUACUCGCUGGAGGACGUAGUGCAGGCUGUACAGGAGUCCCACGACAGGGAGUUUAUCAAGAGAGUGCUGGCUAAAGAGUGUCCCAUCUGCCUCUCUAUCUUCCCCCACAGCAAGAUGCAGUCCCUGACGUCGUGCCAGUGCUCCGUGUGCUGUGGCUGCUUCCAGCAGCACUUCACCAUCGCUGUCAGGGACAAACACAUCAGAGACAUGGUGUGUCCGGUCUGCUGGGAGCCCGACAUCAACGACCCUGAACACCUCAACAGCUACUUCUCUACCCUGGACAUCCAGCUGCGAGAGUGUCUGGAGCCAGAAGUCUACGAGCUGUUCCACAAGAAGCUGACGGAGCAGGCUCUGAUCAAGGACCCCAAGUUCCUCUGGUGCUGCCAUUGCUCGUAUGGGUUCAUCUACGACGGAGACCAGCUGAAAGUCACCUGCUUCCAGUGUCGCAACAGUUUCUGUGCUCAGUGUAAAAAGCCCUGGGAGUCUCAGCAUGCAGGCCUGUCCUGUGACCAGUACCAGUCCUGGAAGAGGGAGAACGACCCGGAGUACCAGAGACAGGGCCUGGCUGGAUACCUCAGAGACAACGGCAUCACCUGUCCUAACUGUCGCUUUCAGUAUGCGCUGUCUAAAGGAGGCUGCAUGCAUUUCUGCUGCUCACAGUGUCGCUACCAGUUCUGCAGCGGCUGCAACAACCCUUUCCACACUACCUGUGCAGUGGAUGAGUGCAGUGUGACGGGACUCCACGCCCAUCAUCCCAGAGACUGCCUCUUUUAUCUGAGGGAUUGGGAACCUUCCAGACUGCAGGCUUUACUGAAGAACAACGGAGUGGCCUUCAACACCGAGCCUCCUCCUGUAACACAGACAGGCCUGUGUGGGGUGAUAGAACAGAAGGAUGAGGGCGGGCAGCAGCCAGACUCCGCCUGUGGAGCUCAGACCCAACCGGGACAUGCUGGACUCUGCGAGAAGCAUUACCGGGAGUAUCUGGUCAGCUUGAUCAACAGCAGCUCCAUCGACCCCGCCCCCCUCUACAGCUCCACCGAGCUGCUACUGGCCUGCAGGAGGUACAAGGUGGAUGAUGGCCGCCGGGACGGAGAGGACACCUUCACCUUCUACUGCAGGCUGCUGGAGAAACUGAUGGAUGAAGUACCACUUGGUGAAAAGGUGCCACGCAAGAAAUGAUGAACGCCCAACUUCCUGUUCAGCUGUGACCCUGUUGAACUUUCAACCUAAACCCAGCAACAGAAGACAAGAUAGCAGCCGUGUCCCUCAGGUUCUGCAUCUGUUAGUAUCUGCCAGUGUUCUUGUGAUGGUGUCGGACCAUG
Molecule: messenger RNA, 3410 nt
Organism: Stegastes partitus (bicolor damselfish)
Lineage: Eukaryota; Metazoa; Chordata; Actinopteri; Pomacentridae
Gene: rnf31
Product: ring finger protein 31
Exons: 23
Coding region: 1-3267 (1088 amino acids)
Biological process (GO): protein linear polyubiquitination
Cellular component (GO): LUBAC complex
Molecular function (GO): K63-linked polyubiquitin modification-dependent protein binding; zinc ion binding; linear polyubiquitin binding
Source: RefSeq, a predicted model, not a curated record